Messenger RNA from Pecten maximus, 2115 nucleotides. RefSeq lists its product as uncharacterized. The coding region runs from base 350 to 1885 and encodes 511 amino acids. The transcript has a single exon. The record is from RefSeq and is a predicted model, not a curated record. NCBI's taxonomy places the organism in Eukaryota, Metazoa, Mollusca, Bivalvia, Pectinida, Pectinidae.
GGACGGGUAGUCCUUGGUAGCCACACGUAUACACUAUUACACAACACGUACAGACAGCUACGCUAUUUACACGUACCAGGAAGAGAAAUUCUGUAACAGUUAUUUCCAAAGAUUGACAUGCCAAGGUUCGGAGGUGUUUUGUAUACAUAUAUACAGAAUUCGUUUUGUACGACGGAUAUAAUCUUAAGUGAGCCCGUACAGAUGUUCUAAGGUCAUAUUCAUCGGAAUCUGUGGGCUGAUUUGGACUGUUUAAUCAAUAACUGUGAAAUUCAUAACGGAAUUUGCGGCUGUUGGCAUUGUGUAAUUCUAACACAAACUCAAAGUUUAACGCGAAAUUCACUUACCGAAAAUGGAACCGCCUGCCGACUAUAAACGUUACGGUGAGUACCGAGAUUCGCCAGGAGAUAGGCGUUAUACAUCUACAAAAGCACGUGACUAUUGGACUCCCCCUAGGGACACCACGUCUCCGACCUGGGACCGGGGACCAUUGUCUCCUACUAGACGUAGUCCGUUGGGAUUCCGGGAAACCGGAUUUAACGGCAAUAAGGGGGGAUUCGUCCCGGAAGAUCGUGGAACGUUUUUCCCGCCCGAUGGGAUUCAGCGACCAGUUCGACCAUUGCCAUAUAAAGGAGGUGACCACAUGGGGGUUUCCAGAGUCCCUGGUGGGAACCCGUCGUACCAAGAUAGUUUCCAAGGGCGCUACAUGGGCGGUGCACCCCGGCGUCCGUCUCUGUCCUCUCGUGGGUCAGAAGAGCAGCCGAGAUUUACAUACGACAAUUUAGGGUUUCAGUCAAAGUACCGGGAUCCAGACAGAAGAAGCGAUGGAUCAUUUGCGACCGGUCAGCGAGGUUACGUGUUCGGUUCUGAUUAUGGCCCCACAAGGACCAAGGAAAAGUAUGACGAAAACAACUAUAUCUAUCGCAACGGGGGAAUGGAGAACGGCGGGUCUGGAUGGGCAAAUAAAACGGGCAGAGAUCAAUAUCGUCACCGAGAUAAGUAUAUAGAUGAUGAGAUGAAUAAAGACAGGCAUUAUAGCGGAUUUGCCAUCUUGUUGCGACUCUUUACCUGUUUACUUAUAUUUUGGGACCUGGCUAAUGACUGGGUGAUAGGUGCCUCAGGACCGUCUCCAUUUGUACAGAAGGACACUUUGGAAAACGGCGGGGCGUGCAAAGUGAACCAUGACGUCCUAGACCAUUUGAACAUCAGCGCUGCUGAGGUCAAGGCAUCCAUUUGUUCAGACACGGUUAACAUAUGGACAUCUCUGACAGUGUUUAUGUUGAUAGGGUCUCUUAUUGGAAUCAUUCAGUGCAUCAACCUCACCAUGGAAACGAUCAUUAUUGUUCGAGGGAAGAAGUUCUUUCGGAUCCUUUCGGGCCAGAGUGAAAUAUUCCUGGCCAUUUUCUUUGAGGAGGUACCCCAGGCUAUCAUCAUGAUAGUGCUUUUGUUCCAUUGUAAGUGCCACUCUAGUAAAGUUGACAUCAACCUCUUUGCAUUGUUGGCUAGCAUCAGCGCAUGCGCGAGCGCCAUCUUCCGGCUCUCUGUGAGUUACGAUCACUUGACUGGCAAUGCUGGCUGUUGCAACCAAUGGUGGCGAUGCUGUUGUUGUCGCAAUAAUGACUACUGCUGUGAAGUCAAGCCCCGCGAUUUCUUCUGCACGUGUGAAAUCCCCUUCCCAAUGUGCUGUUGCACGCUGAGCUGUAAAAAUUGCAAGUGUUCUCCCGUCACAUGGUGUAAUUUUAUUCUGAAAACAUUCGGAUGUUUCUGUGAUUGCUGUCAGGAUAAGGACACCAGCUAUGGAAUUCGACUUGUCAAUCUGUUCGGAAUAUCUCUGCUCUUGCUGUCCUUCGGAUUACAACUUUUCGUCUACAUCGUUACAGUCCAUUAACAAGUAUAUAUACAUUUACUCUCUCUGUCUAAAGGGACAUACAUACUUUAAUGUCAUAGAUUUGUAUAUUACUACGUCACAGUACUACGUCACAUUAUUACGUCAACGUGCUACGUCACAGUACUACGUCAAAGUGCUACGUCCCAGUGCUACGUCCCAGUGCUAGAUCCCAGUGCUACGUCACAGUGCCAAAUCACCAAUCAUCAAAGCGCCUCUUUGGUGAAGAUUAA